Messenger RNA from Puccinia graminis f. sp. tritici CRL 75-36-700-3, 1419 nucleotides. RefSeq lists its product as uncharacterized. Gene Ontology annotation, biological process: lipid storage; phospholipid biosynthetic process; lipid droplet organization. Bases 49 to 1122 code for a protein of 357 amino acids. The record is from RefSeq and is a predicted model, not a curated record. The transcript is spliced from 2 exons. Gene Ontology annotation, cellular component: endoplasmic reticulum membrane. Lineage: Eukaryota; Fungi; Basidiomycota; Pucciniomycetes; Pucciniales; Pucciniaceae.
ACACUGUUCACCCUCAACCACCAAUUCUCAACUUGUAUUUCGAUAACCAUGAGCUCCCCAAGCCUGAGAUCGAGGAACAAUACAACAGCAACAGCAAGAGAACAACCGAUGAACAUCAAGGAAACUCAAAACAAUCCAAGCUUAGUCAACCCAGCCAACGCAAAGUGGUUGAUCCUUAUCAUCCUAUUCCUGACAACGACCAUCGGAACCUAUCGAUCAUUCUCGAUCUACUCGAGAGACAAUCCAGACAUACCGAUCCACCAACUCACCCGAAUACCACUCUCAUCACUCCUAUCAACCCAUACGACCGACAUCAGAUCGACUACGACCACCCUGCCGUACUUUGCCAAUAAAUCCAACUUCCUCAAUCAGAAGUUUGUCAAGCUCGGUUGGGCUUGGACUACCUUCGUCGUCUGGUUCCAUGCGAUCGCCAUCGCUACUUGUUACUUCGGUCCUCCACAUCCCAAUCAACAACAACAGCAAACACAAAAUUCUCGAUCACAUCCCUCCUCUCAUGUGCCAAGGAUCUUAUCCUUGCAUCUCCUCGCAACCCUGCUCUGGAUCUUCCUCACUCAGUGGUGUUUCGGAAGUAGUCUUAUCGAAAGAGUUCUCAUCCUCUCUGGCGCGAAAUGCAUACCAAGUCUCAAACCAUUUCACUCUUCUGAAACAACACCAACAACACCUACCACGCUCGAAAACUUAUAUUGUCAACAUAGAUGGGGUAGAAAACUUCCUGGUUUAGAUAAUUUUAUUCUAUCGACUUAUAAGCCAUAUUGGUCAGAAGGAAUCGAUGUAUCAGGACACGUCUUUCUGCUCACAUUCUCGAUCCUAUUGAUCGUCUCAAGUCUGAGCCCAUCAUUGAUCCAUCUAUGGAAGACGACGACGAAGAAAGUCAACAACAACGACAACAAGGAGGAGGAGAAAGAUCAGCAGGACGAGACCGUACCACGAAACUACAGACUGGCGAUCUAUGCCAACCUCGGAUUGUUGUUUGUAUGGUGGUGGAUGCUGUUGAUGACUAGCCUAUACUUCCAUGGUCCUCUUGAGAAAUUCUCUGGCUUCGUCCUCGCUGGUCUCGCUUGGUUCUUCGUCGAAACUAGCGUUGCUCGUCUUCUUGGUUAAUCUUCUUCUCCCGCCCCCCCUCCCCUUUUCCUUUAACUUGCGACUAUCAUCAUUAUCGUUGUCGUUAAAAUCCGCUUUUAAACAUGUUUGUAGUUUUAUCUAUAUAGAAUUUAUAUACUCUUAUUCUUCUAAUUAUCAUAGAAAGAAAAGAUUGGUAGCCUUAGAAAGAAAACUUGAAGAAUUUUUGAUGUGGACUUAUUUUUAUUUACAUAACUUGGACUUAGAUUGGAGGAGUUGUUAUAAAAGUUGGACUUGAUUGAAUCACUGGAACUAGAAAUUCAUACUUGACUAACCAGC